GGAUCGUUUGCCAUCAUGUUACUAGUAGUAGGUACUACUAGUACUACUCUGUAGUAGUAGCCCUUACGAACAGUUACAAGCAGUCCAUACUAACGGUUACAAGAUUUGGCAAUGCAGAACUCACUCUCAACGUAGUAGCGGUCGUGUGCAACCUCGCCAUGAUGCGAUAUCGAAUGUUCCUGAGGAUGAAGCUCAUGGUCGCUGGAGAUGUCGAUAGUCUUUGUUGAAGGGGCCAUAGUUGAAUUUGACCUGAAUGAGUGACGCGGAAGACAUUUUUGGUGGGUUGGCAUGCGCGGCGUUCUGCGGCAUUUGCUGUGCUGUGGCCGCCGAAGAAGACAAGAAGGAACGGGAACUCACGGCGCAACUCGAUGCCAAAGGCGGCGAUCCCGUGGUGCGCAAAGACGGCAGCAGGCAGCAACUGCCUAUCCAGGUCAACCCCGUCGCUGUCACCACGUUCGUCAGCCCGCCGGCUCGACGACCAAAUAGUCUGUCUGCCAAUACCCGCCAAGCUCCACCAAGUCGCCAGCAGAGUAGUGGGCGUACCUUACGCUGAGCUGGGAUAGUAUACACAACCAGUCGAAUAUAACAAAAAUAUUCGCUGUUAUGGGCUUCGC
Aphanomyces astaci is the source of this 614-nucleotide messenger RNA. RefSeq lists its product as hypothetical. NCBI's taxonomy places the organism in Eukaryota, Oomycota, Saprolegniomycetes, Saprolegniales, Verrucalvaceae. The coding region runs from base 254 to 553 and encodes 99 amino acids. The record is from RefSeq and is a predicted model, not a curated record. The transcript has a single exon.